UAGAGGUUAUCUGGAGUAACAAAAGUGCAAUAAGUUGUCAACUCUGUCUAAGCUUGAGCUGGAUAUAGACUGGAUAAGAACUGAUUAGCGGUUGCAAGGCUUCUACUUCAUUGCCAUGUGUGGCAUAUGUUGAGUGAUUUUCAAAUUAAGUCAAGACAGUAGACGAAAAAUGGCUGUUCAUCAAGACAGUAGGGUGAAGGAGCUCACAGAGAGCUUGGAUACUGAGAGGAAACGGCGAUCAUCCUAUGAAGGCACAAUCAUCAAGUUAAAACACCUGUUGGAUACAAAUCGCAAAACCAUCUCCACGAUCGAGGAGGAGAAGGAAGCAUUGAAUGUUGAGAAGAAAUCUUUGGAACAGAAGUUUGAGCUACUGAGGAAGGAUGUGCAGGAAUUCAAGGCUCAUGAAAAACAAACAGUGACAAAACCAGAGCCAACGUCUACUGGAGAUCUAAGUUCCUUCAAUCUCCAAGAAGAGAUUAAGAGACUUCAGAAGCAGAACAAGACGUGUGUGAGUCGCCUUGAAGAGACCAUGAUAUCUCUAGAGAGUGAGAAGAUGAAGUGCAGGGAACUAGAGAGGAAGCUCUCUACCACCGAGGAGAAAUGGGAGCUGGUCGUCAAGAGGUAUCGGGACAAUGAGAAACAGCUCAAUAACAAGUUGGACAUCCUGAGCCAUGAACUGGACGGCUCCAAAACACUGCUCUCCAAUAGCCAACUGGAUAUUUUCAAGCUACAAGCAGAAAACAAGAGGAUUUUAAAUGAUUCUAGCUUUGAGAAGGACAAGUAUGAGGAUCAGCUCCAGGUGGAGCAGAGUAUCCUGGGUAAGGAGGUGGAGCAUCAUAGGGAGACCAUAGGAGAGCUGGAGCAUCUGGUAGACGGACUGAAGAAGGAUCGGGAUGUACUAGCACAUGAGCUCCAGGCUAUGAUCAGUAAGGAGCAGAAACACAAGGAAUGGAUGGGAUCCAUGGACCUAUUGGGCAAGGAGAACAGGGAGCUCUCUGAUAAGAAACAAGUAAAGUUCCUGUCUCCAAGAUUCAGAUCAUCAUCACCAUCUGUACAAUCACUGGAAUCAAGUCUAAGCAAGGAGACGUACAUGCAACAAGAAUUGGACAUUGAGAAAAGAAAAAGUAGAGACCUAGCAUCCAGACUGAAGAUGUCUGAGCAUUCAGGAGAUGCACUUCAAGGAGAGCUAGGAAGGAGGUCUGCUGAGCUCUUUAAGCACUAUGAUAGUAGUAGAGAUGGACAGAAUAAAUUGGAGAUAGAGCUUCUAGCUGUGAGGAGAGAGUUAGAGAUGGAAAAGGCUUUAGCAGCUAAAGACAAGACCAAUCUGAAUCAAACCUUGGAGAGAGAUGAGUUGAGGCUUAAAGAUCUUGAGACACACCUCAGUACCAAAAACCAGGAAAUAACCCAACUGAGGAGAGAGGUAGGACGCCUCUCACUGGAUGAAAGCAGAACAGGGGAAAAGGUGAAUGAAGAAACAAGACGAAGGUCAGACGUGGAGUCGAGGAACAAGGUGUUGGAAGAAGAAAUGACCAAGCUGUGGAGCCAAUUGAAAGGCAUGAUGGACCGGCUGUCAGAGGCAGAAAAAUCCAAACAUGAAUUGGAGUCUGAAUUAACAAGGUUAACCAAUCAGUAUCGUCACCAAGAAGCAGCAAAGGAUAUGCAUCAUGCAGAGACAGUUGCCGUGACGACUACCCUGAGUAAAGUUCAGCAGCGAGCUCAGGCUGCAGAGAGGAAGAUUCCAGAGCUCCAAACCGAACUGGACCAAACAUCACUAAGACUGCAAGCUACUGAGGUGCAUCUUAAAGACUUUGGUGCUCUCAAGGUGCAACUCCAGGACAGACAUGAUGAGGCUGUAAGACUGAAAUCACAGAUCCAAGAUGAUAAGUUACAAAGAUCUGUGAUGACUCAGCAGAUAGACGAUUUACGCCAGCAGUGCAAGACAUCCAGAGACAUAGAAGACCAGCUGAGGAAAGAGAACCAGGACCUGAAAGAUCAGCUAAUAGGAAUCCAAUCCAAACUCUAUCAUGCUGAAGAUACUAGUAGGAGUGUCAAUGAUAAGCAUAACAUGUCAGAGCAGAGCAGAUCAUCGCUGCUUCAGCAAGUUGGCAACCUCCAAGCAGAGAGGGAUAACCUGAGCCAAGAACUAGCCCGUAUCUCAGCCCAGCUAGAUGCUCAGAUACGCAAGUACCAGGACCACAAAAACAAUACCAAGAUUAAGAUGCAACAAGCAAGGGAUUUGUUUGCCAAGCAGAAAGGCAUGCUGGGUGAUAGUCUAAUGAAGUUACAGGAAGAAUUGAAAGCAGCAAGGUCUGAAUUGACAGCGACAAACCAUUCCCACUCUACUAUGGACAAUAAACACCAAACCUUACUCGCAGAACACAGGGAACAUCUAACCAAGUUCACUGAGUUGGAAGAGAUGGUAAGAGACCAGAGCCAUGGAAUCGGUACCCAGGAUUAUAGGAUCAAGUUCCUAGAGAGAGAGAAUGGUAUGCUUCAGGAGCGCAUUGAUACACUGUCCAAGCAGAGGAUGGCCCUAGAGAAGCUGGUCAGAGAGUACAGGCUGGAGAAGCAGAAGGAUGAGAUCAACCGAUCAAUAGGUGGGGUACCUAGCUAUGGUGGCUACCCUCAGCCAUCCAUCAAGACAUCUCUUAGCAGCGGCAUGGGUAACUCAGUCAGCAGCAGGUCAUCAGUGGAUCUUGCGAAUGGUCAUCAUGAUGGUCUCCUAUCCAAGACUAAUCUGACCAAUGGAUCAGACGUCCAUUAAUACAGAGCCCAAGUGCUUCUCGACCUGCUCAGUAACGGGAGAAACAUGUUAACGCUAUAGUCGCUAAACCUAGUGCUUAACCUCGACAAGGGCACUUACUUAACCUAUUGUCCACCAAAUGG
Molecule: messenger RNA, 2886 nt
Organism: Strongylocentrotus purpuratus (purple sea urchin)
Lineage: Eukaryota; Metazoa; Echinodermata; Echinoidea; Camarodonta; Strongylocentrotidae
Product: coiled-coil domain-containing protein 30
Exons: 20
Coding region: 170-2764 (864 amino acids)
Source: RefSeq, a predicted model, not a curated record